AAAGGCUCAACCUCUCUUUUGUUCCAUUUUUUUUAACUGAUAUCAGAAUACACCAGAGGGAAAAGUCUGAUUUUACUUCAGUGGAAUAUUUAUUUUCUCUGUGACUCUUAAAGAAUUAUUUUACUGUUGUAGUUUUGUUUUUCUUCUUUUUUGUCCUAAACUCGGCUUUUGUACGGAUCACCAGAACCAUGGACGGUGCACUGGAGAGACUUGAUGCUGCUCGUCUCUUACAGAUUUGGCAACAUUUCGACAAAGAUGACAAAGGCUACAUUGAAGGAAAGAAGAUGGAUGACUUUUUCAAGCACAUGUUGCACAAACUUGGAAUGAAGAUGGAGGAGAUAACGGAGGACAAAGUGAGAAGAAUGAGGGAAAGAUUUGUGUCUCCUUAUGACUCCGCUCCAAACAAAAAUGUGCAGAUUGAGGAGCUGGCCGCCAUGAUGCUUCCAGUGGAGGAGAAUUUUCUGCUGUUGUUUCGCAGAGAAACUCCGCUGGACAACAGUGUGGAGUUUAUGAGGAUUUGGAGAAAUUAUGACACAGAUAGCAGUGGUUACAUUUCAGCCAAUGAGCUCAAGGGCUUCCUACAGGACCUGUUCCUCCAGCACAGGAAGUCCAUCACGCCCCAGAAGCUGGAGGAGUAUACCGAAACCAUGAUGAAGAUGUUUGACAAGAACAGGGAUGGCAGACUGGAUCUGAACGACAUGGCCAGAAUUUUGGCCCUGAAUGAAAACUUUUUACUGAAGUUUAAGACAGACGCUUGCAGUCUAGAGGACAGGAAGAGGGACUUUGAGAAGAUUUUCGCUCAUUAUGAUGUUAGUAAAACAGGUGAACUGGAGGGGCCUGAAGUUGAUGGAUUUGUCAAGGACAUGAUGGAGCUGGUGAAGCCCAGUAUCAGCGGGAUGGAACUGGACAAGUUCAGGAAAGCCCUGAUGGGUCACUGUGACAUCAACAGAGACGGAAAAAUCCAGAAGAACGAGCUUGCUCUCUGCCUUGGCCUCAAACUCAGUUAACCCUUCAUUGACGCUCAGUUUUCAGCAUAUAGUGUUUUUUUUUAUUUUGAAUUCCUCUGUGCUAUCUUUCUAUCCACCUUAAGGCUCUCCAUUUCUAUCCGUUUAUUCAUUUGACCAUUUUUUGCUACUUUAAAGCAUUUUUAUUGUAUUAAAACUACUUGGCUGUAUUAAAACUAUUUGUUUCUGUUAAAAACAAACUACAUAAAAACUAAACCUUACAGGCAGAAGAAGAUAGACGGUUUUAAAUAACUUAUCUGAAUUAUGUGAAGCUUUGUGAUGUGAUAAUGUACAAUGUGAACUAAUGUGUGUAUGAUCAUAUUGUGAAACUAGUCAAAGCAGUGAUGAUUGAAUAUAUUAAAUAAAACUGUCACCUGUG
This is a messenger RNA of Xiphophorus maculatus (southern platyfish), 1383 nucleotides long. RefSeq names its product secretagogin-like. The record is from RefSeq and is a predicted model, not a curated record. Gene Ontology annotation, cellular component: dendrite; nucleus; synapse. NCBI's taxonomy places the organism in Eukaryota, Metazoa, Chordata, Actinopteri, Cyprinodontiformes, Poeciliidae. The transcript has 11 exons. Gene Ontology annotation, molecular function: calcium ion binding. Bases 189 to 1007 code for a protein of 272 amino acids. Gene Ontology annotation, biological process: regulation of long-term synaptic potentiation; regulation of presynaptic cytosolic calcium ion concentration.